Molecule: messenger RNA, 522 nt
Organism: Echinococcus granulosus
Lineage: Eukaryota; Metazoa; Platyhelminthes; Cestoda; Cyclophyllidea; Taeniidae
Product: FAD-linked sulfhydryl oxidase ALR
Exons: 3
Coding region: 1-522 (173 amino acids)
Cellular component (GO): mitochondrion
Molecular function (GO): flavin adenine dinucleotide binding; flavin-dependent sulfhydryl oxidase activity
Source: RefSeq, a predicted model, not a curated record
AUGUCGGGAAACGCAAGGGGUGAUAGGUCGACGCGCCAGGAGGAGGAAAAGAAUUUGUACAAUCCACGUUCACCAUCUUUUUGUCGUGCUUGUGUAGAUUUAUCCACUUACAAAAAAAUUAAACCAGAGUCUCGGACGGCAUCACCCUUUUUCCUUGAUGCGAAAGGUUGCCCACUCGACAAAACCAGUCUUGGUCGCGCAACAUGGGCUCUUCUGCAUACAAUGGCUGCCUACUAUCCAAUUACUCCGACAAAAGAAGAGAUGAAGUCAAUGGAAAGCUUUAUCAACGAUUUUGCCAACUUCUUUCCGUGCAAAUACUGUGCUGAUGACUUCAAGAAAAAUAUUAGUAUUUACCCACCAGACGUUCGAAGCCGUGAAGCAUUCAGUGGGUGGAUGUGCCUGCAGCACAAUCUAGUAAACAAGAAAACAGGAAAACCACUUUUUGACUGCUCUCGUGUUAUGGAACGUUGGCGCUAUGGUUGGGCUGACAAAUCUUGUGAUUUGGACUUCCAGGAUAUUUGA